Messenger RNA from Penicillium cataractarum, 2508 nucleotides. RefSeq lists its product as uncharacterized. Gene Ontology annotation, cellular component: mitochondrial inner membrane. The coding region runs from base 1 to 2508 and encodes 835 amino acids. The record is from RefSeq and is a predicted model, not a curated record. Gene Ontology annotation, molecular function: RNA binding. NCBI's taxonomy places the organism in Eukaryota, Fungi, Ascomycota, Eurotiomycetes, Eurotiales, Aspergillaceae. The transcript is spliced from 3 exons.
AUGAGGCCUGCACUGAUUUCGAGAGCCUAUCCGGCUACAAGGACUUCACUAUGGAGCUCUGCCGGCCGGGUCUACCAACCUUCUAGCUCGGGAUGGAGAGCUGCUCCACUUGGACGAAUCUCACCAGUCUGCCGACGUUCAAUGUCGUCCAUACGGUCAGGGCAUAUUAAACUCGACCAGAACGAAGGAAUUCUCUACGUAAACAACAUCUUCCCGCAACGCUUGCAAUGGUUGCUGCGGGGUCCACUCAGUAACAUACAGCCUCUCGAGGGUAUCUUGAGAAGAAUCAACAAUCCAGAUCUCGCGGCCUCCGAUCCAACAACCAUUGCACAGCGUGCUUUACCAACUAGCCUUGGUCUAGAAAUCAAAGAAGUGGUUCCACGAUACAAAGAAGGGGGUGCAUUCAUCAAAUACGCCCGAAAACCUGAUAUGAACGAUGAAGAUAUUAGAGCAGCGGUGCAAGACCAUCUGAGCAAGAAUCCGAUAAAGCCUUGGUACAAUCCAUUCCAGAGCGCGGAAGUAGACCUGGUACAAGGAAGACCUUGGAUUGAAGACUUGGCAAGGAUCCCUAGCCAAUCCUUGAAGGUCGAAUUCUUGCCAGACUCUACAGAGGGCCGGGCUGUUGAAUUGACACAGGAAGCUCUGUACACCCUGUUCCGCCCGUUUGGAAAACUGCUGGAUAUCCACCCUCAACCCAGUGAUUCCAAGGUUGAGCCGAGAUAUGCCACACUGCGCUUCAGCCGACCCCGAUUCGCGGUGAUGGCAAGAAAUUGUAUGCACGGGUAUGUGGUACGCGAGGCAGAAGGAGGUGGCAAGACUGGAACCCGCUUCAAGAUCAACUACGAGCGGAAGAUCAAACUGUCUAUGAUCAAAGAUUGGAUUGUCAACCACCCUCGUAUCGUGAUCCCUGCUAUAGCAGCCUUGGUGGCGGCCAUCACAGUUAUAAUUUUCGAUCCUGUCCGCACAUUUUUUAUUAAGGUCAAGGUCAAAUCUUCGCUUCAUACAGAAGACAAUCCAGUCAUCCAAUGGGUUCGCAGACAAGUCAGCAAAGCCAAUAGGAUGUACUUUGGAGACCGCCGAACGGACCCACGAGGUUUGGCCGCCAUCUGGGAAGACCGUCAGAAUGAUAUCUCACAGCUGCAAGCGUGGUUAACAGAGACCGUGGAAACCUUCAUUGUUAUACACGGACCACGCGGCUCUGGAAAGCGAGAAUUGGUUCUGGACCAAGCUCUGAAAGACCACAAAUACAAGGUCAUCAUUGACUGUAAGCAGCUACAGGAUGCUCGAGGCGACACUGCCAAGAUCUCUCGAGCCGCAGCUCAAGUGGGCUACCGACCCAUCUUCUCCUGGAUGAACAGCAUCAGCAGUUUUAUCGACUUGGCUGCACAGGGAAUGAUUGGUACCAAGGCCGGGUUCAGUGAGACCUUGGACGCGCAACUCAGCAAGAUCUGGCAAAACACGGCUGUCGCUAUGAAGCGGGUAGCGCUUGAGGGUCGAAGUAAGGAAGACAAGGAUGCAAACAUGAGCGACGACGAAUACCUCGAGGCACACCCCGAGAAAAGACCUGUCGUGGUCAUUGACAAUUUUGUGUAUGACUCUGAGGGUGAUAUUGUUCUUGACAAGCUCACCGAGUGGGCGGCUGGCUUGACAACAGCGAACAUUGCACAUGUCAUCUUCCUCACCACGGACUCGUCGUUCUCGAAGCCUUUGAGCAAGGCCCUUCCGAAUCAGGUCUUCCGUACUAUUGGUCUAGGUGACUGUUCCCUUGAGGUGGGUCGUCGCUUUGUAUUGAGCCACCUUGAUACGGAAGCAGAUGGCGGUGCCGAUGGUCAGAAAGAAAAGCCGACACGGAAUCUGGCUGGCUUAGACGACUGUAUCAAGGUAUUGGGCGGUCGUAUUACCGACCUUGAAUUCAUGGCACAUCGAAUCGAGGCUGGAGAAACUCCUCAAGCGGCUGUGGACCGUAUCAUCGAUCAGUCAGCUUCAGAAAUCAUGAAGAUCUUCAUUUUGGGAACCGAUACCGUCACCCCUCAAUGGACUCGUGAACAAGCCUGGCACUUGAUCAAAUCGCUUGCCCACGCCAAGGAUGGUUCCCUCCUCUACAACAAGGUCCUGCUCUCAGACCUGUUCAAAGACAACGGCGAGGCUACACUCCGAGCCUUGGAGCAAGCCGAACUUAUCUCCGUCGGUUCUGUUAAGGGUUUCCCCCGAUGGAUCAAACCCGGCAAGCCCGUCUACCAAGCUGCCUUCCAGCGACUCAUUGAGAACAAGACACUCGAGGGCCGACUCGAUCUUAUGAUCCUCGGACAGCUAAUUGGCCAGGAGAACAAGAGCAUCAGCAAAUACGAGCAGGAGCUCCAGGUGCUGGGAUCACUACCUAAACAUCCUCAUGAGCUGACGUCGCGUAUCGAAUGGCUUCUACGCAAGAUCCAGGGCUCACAGUCUAAGAUUCUCAAAUACGAGCAUGAUAGCGCAGCUCUGACCAAGAUGUUGCAGAGCGAGAAAUAG